Molecule: messenger RNA, 1670 nt
Organism: Lytechinus pictus (painted urchin)
Lineage: Eukaryota; Metazoa; Echinodermata; Echinoidea; Temnopleuroida; Toxopneustidae
Product: strongylocin 2-like
Exons: 4
Coding region: 518-808 (96 amino acids)
Source: RefSeq, a predicted model, not a curated record
GAGGCCGCCGCGGAGGCCGGGAAGUAACAAAUCGGGUCUCCUCCCCGUCUCCUCCUAAAACAAAGGUCUACAAUAUUCAUGAGGCUUAGACAGGAUAUAGGCUUAUUGUGAUCGUAUGUUGCUUAUACAAUUUCAUAGAUCAAAAUAUAGGCCUAUAAUAAUACGACAUCAAUUCUGUUUUUCAAUUACAUUGUUUUUAAUCAAGAACAAUACCUUGGUUGCCAUAUGUCCAUACCUGCAAUAGCGUUUAGGAUAACAGAAUACGAACAGGAUUAAUGUAAGCCUAUACACGAUGUCCAUCCAUCAUCUUGUGGGGUUGACAUAUACUAUCGACUUCGUUAACUGCAAUGUUGAUAAGGGGUUAAAACAGCACCCUUCUGCUAUAUUAAUCUCAGCUAAAUCCCACUUUCAACCAUUCUCAACUAUUCCAUAUUGGGGUGAACUCGUCCCGGGAGCUCGUUUCAGUUAAGUUGAGAUUGGAAUCGUUCUUUCGUUUCUUCUGUAGCAUAUCAUCAAAAUGUAUAUUCGAAAGGCAUCUUUCAUUCUUCUCAUCACUUUGGUGAUCCUGUCUCAAACAAUGGCUUCACAGCUCUUUGAUGAAUUAGCGGAUGAUGAUUCCAAUGCGAGAGAAGAAUCUUGGGGCGCGUUAACAAAGCUUCGCAAAAAGGUAGCACAUCGCACUUGCGAGCAAACUAAAAAGUGUCAAACAACAGGAGGGCAUGAAACUUGCGCAGAUUACAUCUGCUGUCAUAUCGUCGUGUUUGGGAAGAAUACCACACCGUCGUGCACAGCUGUUACUUCAAGUUAGACACCAAGAUCGCUUGUACGUGUAUCAGCAAGUGAAGGAAAUUUGUUUCGUAAUAUGACGAUGAUGGAUGGUGAUGGCGAACUGGCAGUAACAUGCUCCUUGGAUCUUUUGGUUAAUGCUUUAUAGUGAGAUCGUUAGACGCUUCUUGGAACUUUUUUCACAGCAGUAUACGAUAUCAAAAGCAAAUAAAAUUAUAUAUUGCCGUUUAGUAGGCAAUAAUUUUACUCAUAAACAUAAUAAUCCCUAGAGCUUCUUUGGGAAAAUUCCUGCGAUACAUUCAUGAAAAAUAAACGGUAGAUUUAAUCUAAUUAUUGAACUGCAGUUUGGUACAAUCGGUAAACCUAAUGAAAAGAAAUUCAUCUAUAUUGGUUUGAGCGAAUACAUGGAGGUUAAGAAAAUGUUAUAUCUUUGUUUUUUUCCUAAAAUUCACGGUUAUUGUUUUAUUCUCAGGACUGAUUUCGCAAAUUAGAGAAGUCCGAUUGAUAGGAAGAUAAUAAUUGAGGUAUAACAGUUUUAAUAUAUGAAAAUGACAUUAAAUUGCGUUCUUGCUAAAUCUUAGAUUAAUUAAUAAAGACGAUUAUUUUCCUGACUUUCAGAAUGAGCGUUUUUGGCUCUCUUUAUAUAUUUAUUCUUGCCAGAAUAUUGUGCAAAUAUCAACAUGAGUAUUAUUUCAUAUACACAAAUUACAUUUUUUUAAAUAGGAAAUCUUUCACAAGAUUACUGGUCGUAAUUUUCAUCACAUUAUUCACUUCAUGCAUUAUGUACGGAAAAUUAUGUAUUAAAUGAUUUACUCGAUUCUUCUAUUGGUUUGGUACAUUAUGAAUUAAAAAUUAAAGAUUUGGAAGGAGUAAACUUAUCGAAA